Glycine soja is the source of this 525-nucleotide messenger RNA. Its product is annotated as TMV resistance protein N-like. Bases 1 to 525 code for a protein of 174 amino acids. Lineage: Eukaryota; Viridiplantae; Streptophyta; Magnoliopsida; Fabales; Fabaceae. Gene Ontology annotation, biological process: signal transduction. The transcript has a single exon. The record is from RefSeq and is a predicted model, not a curated record.
AUGGACUAUCAGCUAUCCCAAGUCAAAAGCAAGCUACUAGUCAAGGCAAAAGAUAUGGUGCAACACUUGAAAUUCAUAAUGGCUGAGCAGCAAAUCUUUAGUGAUUUUGCUUCUUCCUCUAACUCUUCUAGAAAAUAUGGUGUUUUUCUAAGCUUUCGAUGUGAGGACACCCGUAAGAACUUCACAAGCCAUCUUUAUGAAGCUUUGAUGCAAAAGAAAAUUGAAACCUAUAUGGACUACCAGCUUGAAAAGGGAGAUGAAAUCUCUCCAGCAAUCGUUAAGGCCAUCAAAGAUUCUCAUGCAUCAGUUGUCAUCUUCUCAGAGAACUAUGCUUCCUCAAAGUGGUGCUUGGUUGAACUUAGCAAGAUUCAGGAAUGCAAGAAAAAGCAAGCACAAAUUGUCAUACCGGCUUUCUACAAUAUAGAUCCAUCCCAUGUGAGGAAGCAAAAUGGGAGUUAUGAGCAAGCCUUUUCAAAACAUGAGGAAGAACCUAGGUGCAACAAAUGGAAAAGCUGCUCUGACUGA